AUGCGAGCCUCAUUUCGCACUGUCGUCCUUGUGACGGUAGUCGGUCUGCCAUUCUUUGCUACAGGCGUGACAGCUUCCGCCAGUGCCAAUGACCUCAAGCAGCGGGACAAGGUCGAGUCCUACGCCGCUGCCCUCAAAGUUGAACAUCACGCGAGGAGCCCUCAAGAUCCCAAUGCAUUCACCAGCUACGACUAUGGAUACACCUACCCGCCGCCUCCCUCUCCCACCUCUUACGGUGACCAGCCGCCGUCGACCGUGAUAUCCUCUGCGAAUAGUGACUAUGCAUCUUCAACUGAAGUCGGCUCGGUCGCCAGCGACUCCAGCACAUAUGGCGUCUCUGACUCUGUUACUCUGAGCUUGACUACUUCUGCUGGAGUUACCGCCACUCUAUCCAAUGCCGUCACUUACUCCCCUAGUUCUGAUGGGACUUCACGUACUGUAUCUUCAAAGCCCGACCGGAAACUGGACGUCCCACCCCGUCAUUACCGUGAUUCUGCCUACUUCAACUGUCGUCAUCUCAGGAACAGGCUCCGUCAUCCGAACGAGCAUUGCUGUCACUGCCGCGCCAUGGUACCCGGCUAA
Molecule: messenger RNA, 582 nt
Organism: Colletotrichum scovillei
Lineage: Eukaryota; Fungi; Ascomycota; Sordariomycetes; Glomerellales; Glomerellaceae
Exons: 3
Coding region: 1-582 (193 amino acids)
Source: RefSeq, a predicted model, not a curated record